UAUAUUGUUAUAGAUUAGUUUAAUCUUUUGUAACGUGCAUUAUAAGUUUCUGCUUCUUUCUUUGCCUCGUCUCUGUACAUUCAUUCAAUCACCACUGAAAUUCUAAUUUUGGUUUCUCAGUGAAUCGUCGUGGUCCUCCUCCUCCUGUCAUGAAGAAAGCAAGUGAUACAAAUGGAACUAUUUCCAACCCCAUGGGUGAAGAAACUCAAGAUAGAAAGCAGGCCAAAGUUGUGGUUGAGGACAAAAAGAAAAACCAUGAUUCACAACACUCUGCUGUGCCUUGUAAGCCGGGUGAUGGGAACCUACGGUCGCCUAUUUGCUGCAUCAUAGGUGAUGUCAACACUGGAAAAACCAAGCUUCUGGGUGGUAUUCGAGGUAACAAUUUUCAAGAAGGCGGUAUCGACCAACAGAGUGGCACAACAUACUUUCCUGUCCAUGGAAGUAGGCGUCUACUGGUUAUUGAUACCCCAGGCCACCAAUCAUUCAAUAACUCAAUUUCUUGGGGUUCAAGUCUAUGUGAUAUUGCAAUUUUGGUUGUAGAUAUUAUGCAUGGCUUAGACCCAGAAACUGUAGAGUCAUUCCGUCUACUAAAAACGAGGAACACACAAUUCAUUGUUGCAUUGAAUAAGGUGGACAGGAUUUGUGCCUGGCAAACAUGUCGUAAUGCUCCAAUUCGUGAAGCAUUGAUGCAACAGUAUGGGAGUGCUAAAUACGAGUUUCGUAGGAGGGUCAUUAAGAUUAUUUCUCAGUUCAGGAUGCUCGGUGUAAAUACUCAAUUGUAUUAUGAAAACAAAACAAUGGGAGAAACAUUCAACAUUGUGCCGACAAGUGCAAUAAGUGGUGAAGGAAUCCCAGACAUGUUAUUUCUAUUGUUUCAGUGGACCCAAAAGACCCAAAUUGAGAAAUUUACAUACAGUGAAGAUGUGCAGUGUACUGUUUUGGAAGUCAAGGUUAUUGAAGGCUAUGGAACUACUAUUAAUGUUGUUUUAGUUAAUGGUGUUCUUCAUGAAGGAGAUCAAAUAGUUGUAUCUGGAAUGAAGGGUUCAAUUGUUACCACAAUCCAAGCUUUAUUAAGACCUCAUCCAGUGAAGGAACUUCUUGUUAAGGGAUCGUAUAUACACGACAAAGAAAUCAAAGCUGUGAUGGGAAUCAAGAUUACUGCCCAGGGACUUGAACAUGCUAUUGCUGGCUCUAGUUUAUAUGUGGUGAAGCCUGAUGAUGAUUUAGAAUAUUUUAAAAAAGCGGCCUUGGAAGACGUGGAGUCGGUCUUGAGCAGGUUUGAGAGGAGUGGCGAGAGCAUUUAUGUUCAGGCUACAAUACCUGGCUCAUUAUUGAAAAGAGGAGUAAUGAAUUUUAAGAAAACUCCAGAAGUUAAUAUUCCUGUCAGUGCUAUAGAUCAUGUACAUAAGAAAGAUGUGAAGAAGGCCAGUGCAAGAGCAAUGCUUGAAAAGAACGUCCAGGAGAAUUCUACUAUAUUGACUACGUUUGAUGUCAAAGUCACCCCUGAAUAUAGGGAACUUGCAAGACAGUUUAAGGUUUACACCCACAACAUUAAGGAAGAGAAAGGGAAAGAAUCUGCUGAUGAGGCCGACUUCUCAUGCAUGGUAGUUAAAAUUCGAAAUUGAAUCGUAAAAUCUUAUGAUCUUGCAAAGUUUCCCUCGGUUUAUGAGUAGAUGCAAAGUCUACGAUCUUUGAAACAACGAUUUAACGUUUUAAUUACAUAAGUAUUUUAAGUGUUAUGUUGUUGUUAUGUGAGUGUUAGUGUUUUAAUUAAUUACAAAAGUAUAAUUUCAAGUGUGAUUGAAGGUUUUCUUUUGUCUUAUGCUAUUUUUAUAUGCAUAUAUUUGAGAUUUAAGAAUUUUGUUUACCAAAUGAAGUCUAAGUCUCUUGGCACAUAACUUUUAUCAGGCCAUGGGAAUACUGGGACAUAAUGUAGAAAUGAAGUGUAAGUGUGUAUGGUUUUAGUAAAAAAUUACUUUGGCUCGCAUACUUAACUGUUAAUCUACCAGCUUUCAAUUAUUAUUGUUAUUUGAAUAUUGCUUUCAAUUAUGUUAUUCCAAUGUAACUAUGAUAAUUAAGUUUAAAAAAAAAUAAUGGUAAGUAUUGGUUAAAAUAAAUGUUGUAUUUAAUAGAGAAAUGAAGUGUCACCCACCACCUCACCUUAUCGUUGUUUGCUGAUACUGGUCUGUGUGAUGUUGUCCAUGAUGUCUAUGAGAAGCAUCAACUGCAAUUGCAAUUGCAAUUGGAACGGUGGUUUAUUCCCUUUUCGAAUAAAAAAUAGUGGUGGCUUCGGAGGAGGAGGAGGUGCAGAUAACAAUAACAAUAAAGCUGCUGCUGCUGCUGCUGCUGCUGAUGAUAAGAAGAAGAAGAACAACAACAAUUCAAUUCCUAAGCAAGCUGCACCGCGUUUAACUUCACAAGUCAAUUCCCAAGACAUUGACUUUCAACAACGCCUCAACGCUAUUAAAAGGUCAGCACUUGAACAAAAGAAAGCACAAGAUAAAAAACAAUUUGGAGCAAUUGACUAUGAUUCACCUAUUUCUAUUUCUGAGUCAGACAAUAAAACAAUUUCCUUUGCUACCAAGGUUGGAAUAGGUGUAGCUGUUCCAGUCUUUGCUCUCGUUUUUGCUCUUGGAGAUUUUCUCCCAUCAGGAAGUCCCAACGAAGACAACAUUGCUUUGGUCAAUGAUAAAUUGUCAGACAUGGAUAAAACUGCUCUUCAGGCUUAAGGAAUUUGAAGCAACAUUAAGCAACUCCCCAAGAGAUCCAACUGCUCUCGAAGUAAGUAGUGGAUGCUAGUUAUGUUCUGCUAAUUUCUGUGUCUCUAGAUAUAUUUGAAAGGGUUUUCAGGGAGCUGCAGUAACUUUGGCAGAACUAGGAGAGUAUGCAAGAGCUGCUUCUCUACUUGAUGAUUUGACAAAGG
Messenger RNA from Medicago truncatula (barrel medic), 2923 nucleotides. Its product is annotated as eukaryotic translation initiation factor 5B. Gene Ontology annotation, biological process: translational initiation. The record is from RefSeq and is a predicted model, not a curated record. Gene Ontology annotation, cellular component: mitochondrion; cytoplasm. Lineage: Eukaryota; Viridiplantae; Streptophyta; Magnoliopsida; Fabales; Fabaceae. Gene Ontology annotation, molecular function: GTP binding; translation initiation factor activity; GTPase activity.